GAGAGCGGCAAGAACCAGGUGGUGUUUAUGCAUCUGGAUCUGGCGAGUCUGAAAUCUGUUCAGAGCUUUGCUGAAACCUUCCUGAAGACCGAGCCCAGACUGGACAUCCUCAUUAACAAUGCAGGUGUGAUGGGCCUGGGAUGUACCGAGGAGGGUUUUGGUAUGGCGUUUGGUGUGAACCAUCUGGGCCACUUCCUGCUCACCAAUCUCCUCCUGGAGCGGCUAAAGCAGUGUGGUCCCAGUAGAGUGGUCACAGUGGCUGCACUGCUGCACCACCUUGGAACCAUUGACUUCUCUCUGCUUAAUUCCCAGAAAGAUUUGGUGUCAGGUCAGUCUACCUGGGACAGCUUCCAGGCCUACUGUAACAGCAAACUGUGUAAUGUGCUUUUUACCAGGGAGUUGUCCAACAAACUGGAGGGCACCAGUGUCUCCUGCUACUGCCUGCACCCAGGAGUCAUCUACACAGAGCUGGGUCGCAGUAUGAGCCUGUGGCUGCAGCUUCUCAUGAUGCCUUUUGCAAAGCUGUUCUUCCUCAGCCUUGAGGGGGGGUCACAGACCACCCUUUACUGUGCUCUACAAGAGGGCAUUGAACCCCUCAGUGGACGCUACUUCUCCAAUUGUGCGCUGCAACAAGUAGGAGUCAAAGCUCGAGAUGAUGCCCUGGCAAAGAAGCUGUGGGAAGUGAGUGAGAGGUUAUCUGGCUUAUCAUAAGAGACUCCAGAAAAAUUCAAGGACUCUGUGAAUACUUUGUAACAUAGAGUCGAUACCACACCUUUGGUUUUAUUAUGUGCUAUUGCUGGGCUGAUGGUAUGUCAGGUCUUAAGGUUCUCUGGCAUUGUGCUAUAAUUUCAACAUGGGGACCAUUUUAGAUUCUCAAGUGAAUAAUAUGUUUUUUUAACUGUUGUGUAGAAAGAAUAUUCUACAGUAUGUGUCAUGUUGUUUUGUAUUAAUGAAGUAGAUAUGUUUUAUCAUUAAAAGUCAUAUCUGCGUCUCAGCACUGCAGUGAAUUGGGCAUUUUGUUUUCACAUGACGGUUACAUUUUUUUGGACCAGUUAAGCCAGUGGCAACGCCUCGAUAAAAGCAACAAAGGAAGAAGGUGACAGUUUGGACAAACUGCUAUAGCUUUAUGGAGUGGUGCAUUUGUUAGCUCGCUUGCCUCGCAGCAAGAUGGUUCCCGGCUCAAACUUGACAGUGUGGGGAUGAACAAAAGUAUUUUACCAGCACAAUAUAAUCUGCAGUAUGAUCAUUGCUUUAACAAUGUAACAGAUAGCUUUAAGAUGGUUAUGCAUACUGUUAUCAUAUUAAUCUUGUAUUCCAGAUGCAGUUAUAACUAUUUUAUACAUAUUGCAUAUCUGUGCUUAUUUUGAGUUGAUGUUCGGUUCAUUAAGGGUCUUAAGCUUCACUGGCGUGACUGUCCAGGUGAUUCAUGCUGAGGGAAAUUAGAACAUAGAAUGAAUUGCAAUACAUGCUUACAAAACACUUAUAUCAGGUCGUUUUUAUUAUCUUUCAUAUGUUCAUAUUCUUGUAUUGAGUUUUAAGUAGUAUCAGUUGGUUAAAACAUUUAUUCAAUUUAUAUUACAUCUAUAAAUUUUAGUAAACUGUUGACACAUUUGACAGUGGCCUCUGUUUGACUGUGAGCGUUAGUAGGUGAGAGGUGACAUAGAGUGCCGAGUGAGGUCGUGACAUAUACACACACACACACAUUAGUUAGACUCAUUUAUAGGUGAGAGGUUAGUCAUGUCUGCUUGUAACUGCGAAAUUGUCUCUGCAAAAGAGGAACAGUUUCCAGACGAGAACUGGAAGUCAAAGGGUUGACCGGAAAUACCGGCCAUGAAGAUAGAAGACAACGUUCUUUUUAAACUGUGUUAAAAGUCAUUGUGGUUUUGAUUUGACGUAUGUAUAUAUUCUGUCUGAUGACGCAUGAGGGGGCGUCGUUAAAUUCAAACUCUGAUGGUAUAAAAUAUCUGUUUAUGCUUUGAUUAAGUCGAAGAUCAAUUGCUGUCUGUGUAAGUGAUCUUCCCACGCGUGCAUUAAAAUCAUCGUUUGACUUCA
Messenger RNA from Haplochromis burtoni (Burton's mouthbrooder), 2052 nucleotides. RefSeq names its product dehydrogenase/reductase SDR family member 13. The record is from RefSeq and is a predicted model, not a curated record. Lineage: Eukaryota; Metazoa; Chordata; Actinopteri; Cichliformes; Cichlidae.